Phyllopteryx taeniolatus (common seadragon) is the source of this 2164-nucleotide messenger RNA. It is a transcript of the gene foxf2a, whose product is annotated as forkhead box F2a. Lineage: Eukaryota; Metazoa; Chordata; Actinopteri; Syngnathiformes; Syngnathidae. The record is from RefSeq and is a predicted model, not a curated record. The transcript is spliced from 2 exons. Gene Ontology annotation, biological process: regulation of transcription by RNA polymerase II; animal organ morphogenesis. Gene Ontology annotation, cellular component: nucleus. Gene Ontology annotation, molecular function: DNA-binding transcription factor activity, RNA polymerase II-specific; RNA polymerase II cis-regulatory region sequence-specific DNA binding. Bases 1041 to 2120 code for a protein of 359 amino acids.
UAGCAACAAAAUGGAGUGAUGAACUCCGAACUGAACUAGUUCGUUUUCGGAACGGUCAACCGAAGUGAACUUGAGCAACGCUGCCCACUGUUCGGUGCAUGCGAGGUUGAGCAUUCUGGCCAAUGGCAUGCGCAGGAAAGAGGUCACGUGGUAGGCGCCGAGCACCCCUUUCCAACAACAACAAAUAACCGUCGUUGAGAGUUACAGAAAUCCUUGAAUUGUACUGAUUGUCGAGGCCUUUUCCUUCGUCCUGGUUGUUUUAAAUCAUCAUUCCGUUGAAAAAAAAUUCCAAAUCCUGAUUGUGAUUAGUUGAUUAAUUUGGGGUAUUUAUUAUUAUGAUUAUUAUGAUGAUUAUUUCUUUAUUACUUUUGUCAGUUUCAAGUAAUAUUCGUGAUCAUUUGGGGUUUUGCGUUCACGAACAGAACAGAAGCAACAGUUUGGGUCGCAUGCGUACUCUAUAUGUACAUGUAUACACACACACACACACACGUCACUGCGCUAGCAGAUGUUCGAGACCUUUAGCUUACGGUGGACGAUGCUCAAUAGGGUUUAGGUCUGGAGACGUGCUUUAGCGAGGCGGCAGUAAAUUUACAACGUUAUACAAGCUGACUAUUUACAUUGCAGCAAAGCAUAAUCCAAAUGUUUACAAAAAUGUGAUGAGGUGCUCACUUUCUCCUGUCUGCAUAAAACAAAAGAAAUCUCACACAUUUUUUCUGUGUGUGUGUUGGUCACAAAUGAAGGGUGGAGUGUGUGUGUGUGUGUGUGUGUGUGUGUGUCGAGAGGGUUGCCUUCCACUCCACUGCCUUGCGUCCGGCUUCUAGUCUGGAUCCUGUCCAGAUGGGAGGGAGUUGAGUUCCAGAGGAUUUCUCGGCGCAUGAGAGGGGGCAGAGGCAGAUUUGGGGAAGCGAUCGGUGGUCGACUGAGCUUUGCUGGUCUUCGCAAUGGACCGAGGCGAGGCUGGAGGUUCUCGUGCACCAGACGGCAUUUAUGGGUGUUUUUAAUGAAGGGGUGGGGGCGGAGGUGGGGGAUUUAGUUUUAGCAUGACGACCAAGGGCCCCCACGGACAUUUGGAGCCGAGCGCGGCGCGUCCCGUCCCGGCGGCCGGUCCCCACGACGCGACCAGGCGCGGCAACUCGGGCUUGCGGCGCCCGGAGAAGCCCCCCUACUCGUACAUCGCCCUGAUCGUCAUGGCCAUCCAGAGCUCGCCCAGCAAGCGGCUCACCCUGAGCGAGAUCUACCAGUUCCUGCAGGCGCGCUUCACCUUCUUCCGGGGCUCCUACCAGGGAUGGAAGAACUCGGUCAGACACAACCUGUCGCUCAACGAGUGCUUCAUCAAGCUGCCCAAGGGCCUCGGCAGACCCGGCAAGGGCCACUACUGGACCAUCGACCCGGGCAGCGAGUUCAUGUUCGAGGAGGGCUCCUUCCGACGCAGACCUCGCGGCUUCCGGAGGAAAUGCCAGACCUUCAAGCCCGUGUACCGGAUGAUGAACGGCAUCGGCUUUGACUUCCAGGCCGCGGCGGGCCCGUUCGUGUGUCACAACGGCUACAAUUUAGACUUCAACGCGAUGCCUCACGGGGGCUUCGAGGGGGUGCCCGGGGCCCACCACGUGUCCCCCGGGUCCGGCUCGUCGUACGCGGCCGCGACCCCCAACGCGGACUAUAUCUGCGGCCCGGACGGCGGCGGCGGCGGCGGCGGCGGCGGCGGCUGCCUGCAGCCCUCUCCGGCCGCGGUGGGCUCCCUCGACUGUCAAAGCCCGUACGGCAACGCGCCCCCCCACUGGAGCUCAUCCGCCGUAUCUCCGUAUCUGAAACCGCAGACUCUGGCGUCCGGCACCGGCACCGGCACCGGCACCGGCACCGGGAUGUCGUCUUACUCGCUGGAUCAAAGUUAUCUGCAUCAUAACGGACGAGAUCCUGCUGACAUCGCAGCUGGCCUGCCUCGGUACGCCAGCCACGCCGCUGCAGUGUGCGAGAGGAAGGAUUUGGUUUUCAGCCUCAACGGGAUGUCCGCUCUGCAUUCGGGCGCCGGAGCCCCUUAUUAUCAUCACCAUCCUCAUCCUCAUCCUCAGCUGCACCAUCAGCAGAGCGCCUAUCAGGACGUCAAGCCUUGUGUCAUGUAAAGACAAACAUUUGUUAGCGUAACACUAGCCUACUUUUUUUUUAA